Juglans microcarpa x Juglans regia is the source of this 1421-nucleotide messenger RNA. Its product is annotated as F-box/kelch-repeat protein At1g15670-like. Gene Ontology annotation, molecular function: protein binding. Lineage: Eukaryota; Viridiplantae; Streptophyta; Magnoliopsida; Fagales; Juglandaceae. Bases 138 to 1166 code for a protein of 342 amino acids. The transcript has a single exon. Gene Ontology annotation, biological process: negative regulation of cytokinin-activated signaling pathway; regulation of phenylpropanoid metabolic process. The record is from RefSeq and is a predicted model, not a curated record.
ACCCCACAUUCUCUCCGUGGGAACAUCGCAGUGAGUCGAGUCUAUCUGCGGCCAUUCCGGCUAUAAAUAUCAAUCUCGGAGUUCUAGAGGUUACAAUCUGAUAAAGUCUCUCACGGAAUUUUCUUCAAACACUUAAAAUGUAUAUAUCUGAACCUAACGAGUUGAUUCCGGGCUUACCGGAAGAACUCGCGCUUGAGUGCUUGAGUCGUCUGCACUUCUCUACUCAUGGAGUCGCUGCCAGAGUUUGUCACCGCUGGCGAGAGCUUCUUCAUAGCAAAGACUUCUACUACCACAGAAAGCAGACUGGGCAUACACGUAAAGCGGCUUGCUUGGUUCAGUCACUCCCGGUUCGGUCUGGUUCCGAUGAGACCAAGCCGGUUGGACCCCCAGCUUAUGGGGUGUCUGUAUUUGACCCGAUUAGUGGGAUUUGGGACCGUAUUGACCCAGUUCCCAAGUACCCAAAUGGAUUUCCGUUGUUCUGUCAGGUGACGAGCUCGGAGGGCAAGCUCGUGGUCAUGGCAGGGUGGGAUCCGGUGAGUUACGAGCCGGUAAAGGACGUGUUCGUGUACGAUUUCACGACUCGGCGGUGGAGGAAAGGCAAGGACAUGCCGCAGAAUCGGUCAUUCUUCGCCGCUGGUGAGAUAGAUGGGCGGGUUUUCAUCGCGGGUGGACACGACGAGAGCAAGAACGCGUUGAGCUCGGCCUGGGUUUACGACGUGAGGAGGGACGAGUGGGCGGAGUUGGUUCCGAUGAGUCAGGAGCGAGACGAGUGUGAAGGGGUCGUAAUUGGGUCCGAGUUCGUUGUGGUGAGCGGGUACAGGACGGAGAACCAAGGAGGCUUCGAAGAAAGCGCCGAGUCGUAUGAUCUCGGGACGGCCCAGUGGAAGCGGGUCGAGCACGCCUGGAAGGCGAGUCAGUGCCCAAAGUCGUGUGUUGGAGUAGGAAAAGAUGGGAAGAUGUUUUGCUGGGCGGAGUCGAACUCGGAGGUAAGAGUCGGAGCGUGUGGGAUCCGGUUGGGUCGGAGGACCUUUUUGUCCGGGUCGGCUUACCAAGGUGGACCGCAAGGGUUCUUUCUAGCAGAAGGGCAAAACCGUAAACCGGAGAGGAUAGAAGUCCCAGACGAGUUCGUGGGACUCGUGCAAUCAGGCUGCCACGUGGAGAUCUAAGCGUUUGUGUGCUACCGUAUGCGUCAAACACAAACCCGAUUGCACUGCUGUUUAUAAAUUUUGCUGCCUAACGCGUGUAUUAUAUUAAUUAUAUAUAUUAUGUAUAAGUACUUAUAGAGAGUACCAAGGUUGUAGAACUAGAAGCUCUACUUGUCUUGUGGAUAAUUUAGAGAAUCUUCUCUACCGUCGACAAUCCUUAAAUAAAAUACAGAUCGGACCUAUUUUAUUAUUAUUAAUAAUAUUAUUUUUUGGACA